Messenger RNA from Penaeus chinensis, 2424 nucleotides. RefSeq names its product TLC domain-containing protein 3A-like. NCBI's taxonomy places the organism in Eukaryota, Metazoa, Arthropoda, Malacostraca, Decapoda, Penaeidae. Bases 136 to 939 code for a protein of 267 amino acids. The transcript has a single exon. The record is from RefSeq and is a predicted model, not a curated record. Gene Ontology annotation, cellular component: membrane; endoplasmic reticulum. Gene Ontology annotation, biological process: lipid homeostasis.
CACAUAAACAAACCCUGAGUGUCAGCUGACGCGUAAGGAGCUGAUGCGAGAGCACGCACGGAAGUAGCGAGGAGGAAGUGCACGGUCGCAGAAGGAGGGGGAGACUCAACCAAAAGAAAAGGAAAGAGGCCAGUGAUGAUGGAAAAGCAGAUCGCAGUGGGGGUGUACGCGCUGGGUGCCUGGUUUUCCCUGUACCUGUUGAUCGCCAGUUUGUUACGUUUGUGGACACGAACUAGUCAUCUGCCAGACGCCCAUCGCGCCCACAUCACCGAGAGUUUCGUCUCGGGCGUGCAAGGAGCUGCUUGUGGGAUAGUGGGGCUGUGCGCAGUGGUAUCAUGCAAGCACGACGUCAUGGGCGAGAAGUACCCCCUGGCCGUGCACUACUCGUCCAUAGGCACGGCGUACUUCGUGUACGACCUGUGGGCGAUGUACCGCAGUCACGCAGCAAGCAAGGCCUUCGUGAAGAGCCAACUAGAAUGCUUGCUCUCCUAUUUCAAGAAAGACUUGCUGAUGAUUGUGCACCACAUUACCAUAGUUCUCGUGCUGUUUCCUGCGAUGGUGUACCACUCUCCCAUGGGGCACUUCUUCAUCGGGUGUUUCUUCUGCACGGAGCUCUCAACCCCCUUUGUGAACGCGAGAGUGAUUCUCAGCCGAUUGGGCCUGAAGAAAUCAAAGAUUUAUGUGGUGAAUGGAUUACUCAUGAUGACAAUAUUUGCCAUGUGCCGCAUUGCCUUGUUCCCCAUCAUGUAUGCAGCAUACUUAAGCCAGCAGACAAAAGCACCGACACACAUCCAAGCGCUUGCAAAAAUCCCCCUUACGUGUCACUUGUCGUGUUUACUAGUGCUUGCUCCGCAGCUGUACUGGCUGACACUCAUGGUAAAGGGGGCUUUAGCUGUUGUAAAUGCCCAGUCUUCAGAAUUACCGGUGAAGGAUGAAUGAUAAUAGAUGAGCUAGUCAUCUUAAUGGUGAAAAUAUAUUAAUGCAAUUCAAGACUCAUUCAGCAAUCUUAAGAACGACAAUUGCAAAUGCCAGAAAGGAUUCUAAAAUUACACAGAUGUGACCAUGUUAACCUGGAGAAAAAUUGUGAUAAUCAAGUAAUUAAGCUUCCGUCUCUUGUUGAAAAUAUUAUAUGAAUUCCAAGUAAAAUUGGAAAAUGAAUAUAAUGCAUGUUACUGAGGAAUAUUGAAUUGCUCUAUGAGCUUCUGUUUUUGAGUUAUUGUUUUACAGUUUUGAAAAAAAGAAUAUAUAUAUAUUAAAUAUGGAAUAUUAACAGUUACCCAAGAUAAACAUUCAGGAACUCUGAACUUUACUGCUAAAAAAUGAUGAACUCUUUGUUACAAAAGGUUGGCAGCAUGAGCUAACAGACAUGUAUUCAUUUAAGUCAUAUUUUUUUUCUUUUUAUUUGUUAUGACUAAUCUACUCAAGGAUAUAUAUCACAGAUGUAAUGCUCAUUGUAACAUAUGAAAUAUAAAACUAUUUCUCAUAUAUACACAACAGUUGCUCAUAUAGAAUCAAAACCACUCUUAUGCAUGUUAAUGUGAUGGUCAGUGGUUAUCACAUGAGACUGAUAAUCCCUUAUACUGGUAUAUUAAUUUUGUAUUUUGCAGUUAAUGUUAUAUAUAGAGAAUAUACUAAAAUAGAGGUAAAAUUUAUAAUAAGAGUUACUAAUAUGUUCUAUUUAAAGACAGAAUCACAAUUUGUCAAUAAGUAAAAAAAAAUCAAAUCUGUCAAGUAGAAGUUUGUUAACGGACAAGUAAGCCCAGAAAGGAGUGUUCCACAAUUUGUUGGUAAACAUUUUAUGCAUAAUAAUUGUUGGCUGAUUACAAGAAUGUUGAAGUACUCUAAGUAAGGGGCAUGUAAGGAUUUUUUUUUUCAAUCACACAAAUUAUUUAAGUAAUUAUAGAAUACAAUAUCUUUCUUGCCCUGUUUUGAUUAGGAAGAUUACAAAAUUCAGUGAUUAAUUACUGUUGAGAAGAGGCUUGAAACUGACAACAGUUUUUCAUUACAUACUGAUAUCAGAGAUAUUAGAGCUAUAUAUUGCAUAAUAAUGAUAUUGUGUGGAGUUCUCUAUUGGUGUCUGUAAUUCUUUCCAGGAACAGAUGUAUAGGCUUGUUUGCUUAUUUUAGUGUAUCAACCUCAUCAAAGGCUUUCUCAUAAAAACACCACAGACACACACACAGUUUCUGCUUUUAGGUCACAUUGAGUUUUUCAAACUUUCUUCAUUUUCUCCUUUUGUUUUAAAGUUAUACUCUUAUCCAUGCAGUUAGAUCUCCAUGCAGUAAGCUUUUGUCUAUCGUGGAUUUUUCUACUGCAUUUUGUUUGUUAUUAAUUUUCAUUAUUAUUAUUAUUUUUUUAUCAUUAUGAUUUUGGUUAUAGAUGUGAUUAUGAUUGAUCGUUUUGAUUAUUGUUGUUAUUGCUAUUAUU